Messenger RNA from Penicillium longicatenatum, 912 nucleotides. RefSeq lists its product as uncharacterized. The record is from RefSeq and is a predicted model, not a curated record. Bases 1 to 912 code for a protein of 303 amino acids. The transcript has a single exon. NCBI's taxonomy places the organism in Eukaryota, Fungi, Ascomycota, Eurotiomycetes, Eurotiales, Aspergillaceae.
AUGGCGAGCACCAACAUAUCAAGCAUUGCGAACUCGCUGAUCCACUACUCUUCAGACGAUUCAACACGCACUUUCGCCUUUGCCACGUUCUCUUCGCUCGCUUGGUACAAUGCGAUUGAGCUCAUUAUCUUGUGCUUCGUCAGUUUCAAACGCUGGCGCGGUUGCUAUUUCUGGAGCUUGUUGGUUGCUUCCUUCAGCAUCAUACCCUACUGUCUGGGGUUUAUCCUCCUCUUCUUCCCCACAGGGGUAACGCCAUAUGUUUGUGUAACACUCAUCAUUAUCAGCUGGUGUGGCAUGAUCACAGGUCAAUCCAUGGUGCUAUGGUCGCGGCUUCAUCUGCUUCUGCGGAAUACAAGAGUACUAUGGAAUGUCCUAUGGAUGAUCAUCAUCGACGCCAUACUCUUGCACGUACCAACAGCCGUCCUCCUGUUCGGCGCAGUGGGAAUGCCCACAGGCCCCUUCGCCCACGGGUACAAUAUCAUGGAGCGAAUCCAAGUUGUUGGCUUUUGUAUCCAGGAACUAGUGAUAUCAAGCAUAUAUGUGUGGGAAGCAAUCCAUUUGCUUCGUCUCCGACCUGGGGGUCAAUCUCGUGGAAUUCUUAGCCAACUACUCAUCAUCAACAUUGUCAUCCUCUUCUUAGACGUCGCGAUUGUCGUCAUUGAGUAUGUGGGAUAUUAUGCCCUGCAGGUAAUGUUCAAGCCUGUUGCCUAUAGUAUCAAGUUGAAGUUAGAAUAUGCUAUCCUGGGGAAACUGAUUACUGUUGCGCGUGAAUCGUGGGAUGACCGAGAAGUGCCUCCGUGUGAUUAUGGGACAAAUGAGACCAGCACCCUGCCGUCUUCUCAGGGCACGACUUCGAACUUUAUAUCUCACCGACAUAAUCAGAGCCAGUAUGUCACCCCAAGGAGACCUUAG